AUGUGCAAAUACACGCGCCUACCCGCUAUCAUAUAACUUAAUUGAUGGAUGACAGACGCUCGUCAUCAGCGCACACGAUUAAAUCAACCGCGUCCCGACGCCGCUUAUGUUGUUGUUGUUGUCGCCGCACUAGGAUAUCUGCUGGUCGCCGAAUAGGCUAUAGACUUUUCGGAAUCUCGACUCUCUUAGUUAUAUGCUCUCAAUGUGCACUAAGUAGGUGGCAGAAGACAUUGGGAUUAUACUCGCCGCGAUAUACUUAUUCUGGAUGUAUUGUGCAAGACAACAGCCCUGAUGCCCGGCAAUAAUUGGCUUUGUUUACACAAUGGUUCCGAUAUUGGUUCCUAUUCAUUUAGCGAAACAAUUAAACGGAAGCGCCCCGGCAGCCAGUGUCUGUGAGUCAUCGGCUGAGACUGGCUCCUUGGACU
Messenger RNA from Trichoderma harzianum CBS 226.95, 425 nucleotides. RefSeq lists its product as hypothetical. The transcript is spliced from 2 exons. The record is from RefSeq and is a predicted model, not a curated record. NCBI's taxonomy places the organism in Eukaryota, Fungi, Ascomycota, Sordariomycetes, Hypocreales, Hypocreaceae. The coding region runs from base 45 to 305 and encodes 86 amino acids.